CGGCUCCAUUGGUCGAGAGGGAGAGGGGGAGGACUUUGGCGAGAGAGAGAGAGAGAGAGAGAGAGAGAGAGAGAGAGAGAGAGAGAGAGAGAGAGAGAGAGAGAGAGAUGGACAUGUGUGUUUUUUGCCGCGGUAUCAUCUCUGGCAAGGGCGUCAUGGUGUACGAGAUGCGCCACCAGGGGGACAGGUACCACACCAGGGACUUCGAUUUCGCGGAUGGCAUGACACGUAAGUCCAUCCGUUUCUACGAAGUUGAUGUGGACGGGGCACCCGCUAUGAAGAUGGAUGUGGGCUUGGGGUUCUUCGGGAAUAAUCUCGGCCAUGUGCUGAUCUAUGUGACGAAGGUCGGGGAUAUGAUCCCCGAUCAAUGGGGCGGCCAUCCUGUUGAUGUGCACGGGGAGAUCGUGCUUCUUUAUGUCUCCACCCUUGCUGACAUGUACGCAGACCGCCUAGAUCCGAUCCCGUUUUGGAGGUGCAUUCUUGAUCCGCCGUUGGUUGGUAGGCUAUAUUUGCAUGGGGAGGAUGCUCGUAUGCGGCCACAUGCCAUUGAUGACGACGGGUAUGAUGAUGGGGAUUGUCAUCGUCACGGUGAUUAUGACAACGAUAAUGAUGAUGACGAUGACGGUGACGACGACGAUGAUGAUAAUGAUGAUGAUGAUGAUGAUGAUGAUGAUGAUGAUGAUGAUGAUGAUGAUGAUGACUAUGAUGAUGAUGAUGAUGAUGAUGAUGUUGAUGACGAUGAUGACGAUGAUGACGUUGACGAUGACGAUGAAUCAACCCUUCCACGGGAGGAAGUGACGACUGUUCAUCCAAAAUUUUUUUAAAGCUUUGCUACGGAAUACCGGAUGCCUUUUUUGUGACAUCGUCGAACUUUGUUCUCCAUCCGUGUUGGAAGAGAGUCAAACAUUCGUAUGGAGUCAUUUUUUGCUCGUUUGGGAUUUACGCACUUUGCUCGGCGCGAGAUUUUUAUUUAUUUAUUUAUUCACAGUAGUGUCACAUCAAUUCUUUUUUUUUGUUUUUUUUUUUGUCUUUGUUGUUCGGGUGCGAUGUUCUCGACGAUGGAAUGGUACUUGGGGCGUCGUGUAUGGAUGUGCAGUGUGUUCCGAUGUACUUCACCGCACCGGAAUUCGUCAACCGAACUGUUCAAGCAAACGAAAUGAAUAUGUCACUCGCAC
This is a messenger RNA of Chara braunii, 1175 nucleotides long. The record is from the annotation of a GenBank genome assembly. NCBI's taxonomy places the organism in Eukaryota, Viridiplantae, Streptophyta, Charophyceae, Charales, Characeae.